Molecule: messenger RNA, 1026 nt
Organism: Botrytis deweyae
Lineage: Eukaryota; Fungi; Ascomycota; Leotiomycetes; Helotiales; Sclerotiniaceae
Exons: 1
Coding region: 1-1026 (341 amino acids)
Source: RefSeq, a predicted model, not a curated record
AUGUCUUUCACAGAUAUUCUCACCUUCGUAGGCACAGCCCUUGUGGUUGCUGUCUGCUUUUACAUCAUCAACAACCCAGUUGAUAUCGAGGCUGCACCUGUUGCCAUCCAGGUUGCCCCUCUUCUACCUAUUAUCAGCUGCCCAGUUGUUAUCGAGGCUGCACCUGUUGUCAUCCAGGCUGCCCCUCUUCUACCUAAAAUCAAGGUGCUUCCAGAGCCCCAAGCAGCCCAACUCGUUGCUUCUCCUUCUGUAAAGAAGAGAAACAGAGUUGAAGAGUUUGUCGGCUCCUCCGUGGUUGUACCUUCUUCUCCAGAGAAGAAGAGAAAGACUUUUGUUAGAUUGUCUUCUCCUUCUGCCUCGGAGAAAAGACCAACUUAUAGAAAACCUUCUCGUCAAUCACCCAAGGUUACUAUUAGUUUGUCUUCUGUUGCUGGCGCGCAACUUCUCGAAGCCAUCCAAUCUGCCAUCCCUCCCCCGGUUGAUAUUGUUCCAACUGAAGUUGCGUCGGCAUAUGCCGAAAUCUCUGAAGUUGUUUCAAUGGAAAUCGAGAUGUCAGAUGCCCCAAUUGUCUCUCAGCUGAAGUCCUGCUUCAAGAGCUCCUCUAAUCGCUUUGCGAAAAGAGUUCGCUUUGUAGGACCAAGCAACGAUUGUAUCCGUGGUCAGAUUGCCACUUACGUGGUUAAGAAGGACAUGGUAUGCUUUCGUGAGAACAAUGCAGGGGCUAGGUCAAUGCCCCAUGAGAGCUUUCCUCUUAUUGAGGAGAUGGAUCGGCAAGGCAACCCUACUGGAUGGUUCACUAAACGGGAUAGUCUUUUCUAUCCCCCAGAAGAACAGAGUAGAUUUGAUCGCUGCAAAGAGCACACACUGUGUAGACAGUGCAGAGAAAGUGUGAUUGAAGGAUUUUGCGAUCCUGAAGUCGAUUUCUCUGAUGAUGUGCUCGAGUCAGAUGAUCCAAAUGCUCUAGUUCAUCACGUCCAAAGGGACCAAUAUAGUCGAUACAACUGCAUCCUUCAUGGUGGGAAUUGA